CUGGGAGGACCCGGGGACGGAAGAGGGUGGCCGUAGGCCGGGCCCCGCCCCGGGGCCGUCUCCCAGCGGGUUCCUUUUGCCUUGGCUGCCUCCGAGGCUGUGGCGGCAGUGGCCGCCGGGCGCACGUAAGAUGGCGACUGCAGCAGCGGAAACCCUGGGCCUCCUGUGGGGCUGGCUGUGGAGCGAGAGCUUCUGGCUGCCUCAGAACGUGAGCUGGGCGGACCUGGAGGGCCCGGGCGACGGCUACGGCUACCCGCGCGCCCAGCACGUGCUGUCCGUGUUCCCGCUGGCAGUGUGCAUCUUCUCCGUGAGGAUGCUGUUCGAGCGAUUUAUUGCCAAGCCCUGUGCACUCCGUGUGGGCAUUGAAGACAGUGCUUUCUGUAAGGUGGAACCAAAUGACAUCCUUGAGAAGGUGUUCGUAUCUGUUACUAAGUAUCCUGAUGAGAAAAGGCUGAAGGGCCUAUCAAAGCAACUGGACUGGAGCGUGCGAAAAGUCCAAUGCUGGUUUCGCCAUCGGAGGAAUCAGGACAAGACUCCAACGCUCACCAAAUUCUGUGAAAGCAUGUGGAGAUUCACUUAUUAUUCAUGUAUCUUCUGCUACGGAAUCAGAUUUCUCUGGUCGAUGCCUUGGUUCUGGGAUACCCGACAGUGCUGGUACAACUAUCCAUAUCAGCCACUCUCAAGAGAGCUGUAUUACUAUUACCUCACACAACUGGCUUUUUACUGGUCUCUUAUGUUUUCUCAGUUUAUAGACGUUAAAAGAAAGGACUUCCUGAUGAUGUUUAUACAUCAUACGAUUGGCAUUGUACUCACCACUUUCUCCUACGUCAACAACAUGGUGCGAGUGGGAGCUAUCAUCUUCUGUCUGCAUGACUUCGCAGACCCCUUCCUGGAAGCUGCCAAGAUGGCCAAUUAUGCCAGAUGUGAGCGACUCUGUAUCGCCCUCUUCGUGAUCUUUGCCGCAGCUUUUAUCGUUACUCGGCUAGCAAUCUUCCCAUUGUGGAUUCUGAACACAACCCUCUUUGAGAGCUGGGAGAUUAUUGGGCCCUACCCUUCCUGGUGGCUCUUCAAUGCCCUUCUCCUGAUCCUGCAGGUGCUCCAUGCCAUCUGGUCCUACCUAAUUGUACGGACUGCUUCUAAAGCCUUGAACAGGGGAAAGGUGUCUAAGGAUGACCGCAGUGAUGUAGAGAGCAGCUCAGAGGAAGAAGAUGAGACAACACACAAAAACCACCUCUCUGGCAGCAGCUCCAGCAAUGGUGCCAACUGCAUGAACGGCUGCAUGGGAGGCAGCCACUUGGCUGAAGAGCAAGAGCGGGGGAUUUGUAAAGCCACUGGCAACCUACAUUUUAGGGCCUCCCCACAUUUACACUCCUGUAACUAGAGGGACUGCAAGGCACUGAGGAGAAUCAAAGAAAUAUUUUUGUGUUUUAAAGAAACUCUGCCGUUUUGUAUUUAAUGCCCCCUGGUCCUUUCAGUAACAUUAUUGGCUCUGUGUGGUUUUUGUGUUGAUUGUAUAUGUGUAUUGUGCAUAUGAAUGACUUUCAUUGACUAGGUUGGGGCAUAAUUCUGGAUUACUAGUCAUUGUCUGGUCACUUCUGAACCCACCUUAAGUCCAGCAUUGGCUGCAUCUUUAGUUAAGCUGUCUCCAGACCAUCUGUGUCCUUGUUCCAUGGCUCUUGAGACUCUAGGUUCCUGAUCCAUCUAAAUAAGUGGUGCCACCAGACUCAGCUCCAGGACUUGAAAAUUGUUCUUUUGGAGGAGGAAGUAAUAUUUCACCUGAUGGAACACUACCCAGGGUCACUGUAGCCCCUAGCUACAUGUCCCCUUCCUACCACCUGAUAGUGGCAGGGACAACUACUGAUACCCUGCUGCUUAUUCAAUGGUACGCAGGGAGGGGGAAGGGUAGGAGAGGAUGAGCUGAGAUUUGGAGAACAGCAGCCACUGGUUGUGCUGUUAAUGAUUUUAUACUAUUGUUUAUUCUUCUGUGAUUAAAGUGUUUCAACCUUC
This is a messenger RNA of Mus pahari (shrew mouse), 2007 nucleotides long. It is a transcript of the gene Cers5, whose product is annotated as ceramide synthase 5. Lineage: Eukaryota; Metazoa; Chordata; Mammalia; Rodentia; Muridae. The coding region runs from base 131 to 1381 and encodes 416 amino acids. Gene Ontology annotation, cellular component: membrane. The transcript has 10 exons. Gene Ontology annotation, biological process: ceramide biosynthetic process. Gene Ontology annotation, molecular function: DNA binding; sphingosine N-acyltransferase activity. The record is from RefSeq and is a predicted model, not a curated record.